UUGACGUCCCUCCCGCGGCUCAGUCACGCUGGGAUGGAAAUUAGUGGGAAUUAGUGCCGUGAGACCUUGAUUUCGUGUGUCUGGGCUGGAAUACGGGUGUAGGAGGAAGUACAUUGGGACAGAUUGCUUUUGUCGUUGAGAUUAGGCUGAGAUUAGGUACAUUCGUGGAUUCAUUACCCGGGUAAAGUUGACUGGAGUGAAGUGUGGCGAUAAAAUUCGGUACGUUGAAAAGUAAAGGAAUUAAAACUGAUGGUGUGUUGAAGAUAAAAUAAAAAACAGCAACCACGGAAAGUGUGUAGAAAUGAAAGUGUUGUGGAGAGAUUAUAAUGUUAAUGAAGACUAAAAGUAAGAAAACAUUAAUUUUCUGCGUUUGUACAGAAGGAAAUGUCACCAAGAUCAAGAGGUUAAAGAUAGGGUAAUGUGAAGGAAAGGGAAGACAGUACAUUUAAUUAUUUGCUUACUUUUGAUAUUUGUAAUACCAGCACUUUAUGAGUGUGUGCCUCCAUCUUGAUAGAUAGCAAGUGUAAGUGUAAGCCUGUGUACUUACAUUGAAAUUGAUACUUCAGUUUAAAAAAUCUACACGUUUAACCCCAUCGACUUCUAAAAGAAGUGAGGUUAUAGCGACUGCAAGGAUAUCGGGAUUUCGAGAAGGGACGGCGUCAAGAUUGUGAAAGUCGUCGCUUUUCUCCCGUUUUCGUCACGUCAACUGCACGGUGAGCGAGUGUUUUCCGGAGCCGAGGCCUGACGUAGCGAGGACGACGACGAAUACGAAGAAGAAGAAGAGAAGGAGGAGGAGGAGAGCGGAGGCUACGGCUACGCAGGCCUCGAAGGGCGCGAGGACUGGCCGGGCGUGAGCGACGCCCUCGUCUCCUACACCGCCGCCGCCGCCGCCUCGCCCAUUCCCGCGCCGCAGCACUUCUACACACAGAACGAUGGCGUGAUGACGGAGCUGGGCGGUGUGAAUGGUCAUGCUGGCACGCCCGUGGGCGGCUACCCUCCGUCCUCCGUACCUCAGAGCACGCCCACAGCCUCCUUGCCGCCCACGCCACACCACCCGGGCCCACACGCCGCCCACCGCCCCGUGGACCUGUCGCAGGCACAGCGAGAGGCGCAACCUCCGCCCACGCCCACCAUUCCCUACCCACUGCACGACCCGCACACCCACCGCCCCACACUGCUCGACACAGCGUGGCCCUCAGCAGAUGUCAAGACUUACGGAUUUCACAGAUAUCCCGGGAGCGCGAUGCUGGCAGGCUCCUUGACUCCCCCAGACAAGGUCAACGGGGAAGCGCACCACCAUCCCGCCCACCACCACCACCCGCACCACGCCCUCAUGCCCGUCAUGCCCACCCUCCACACGCCGCCCUCGCCCCUGCCCACGCCCUCGCCGCCCGUCUACGAUAGGUUCGCGCCGAAGGAGCAGCGCCUUACGCGGGAGGCGAUGCAGCGGUACCUGCGCGAGCGCGGCGACCAGACGGUGGUGAUCCUGCACGCCAAGGUGGCCCAGAAGUCGUACGGCAACGAGAAGCGCUUCUUCUGCCCGCCGCCGUGCAUCUACCUGUACGGCGACGGGUGGCAGCGCAAGCGGCACGAGCUGCAGCGGGCCGGCGCCUCCGAGCACGACUCCCAGCUGUGCGCCUUCAUCGGGAUCGGCAACUCGGACCAGGACAUGCAGCAGCUCGACCUCAACGGGAAGCACUACUGCGCCGCCAAAACCCUGUACAUCAGCGACUCCGACAAGCGAAAACACUUCAUGCUGACCGUGAAGAAGUUCUGGGGCAACGGCGCGGACAUCGGCGUCUUCCACUCGCGCAGGAUCAAGGUCAUCUCCAAACCGUCCAAGAAGAAGCAGAGUCUCAAGAACGCCGAUUUGUGUAUCGCGUCGGGCACAAAGGUGGCACUGUUCAACCGCCUGCGCUCCCAGACGGUGUCCACGCGGUACCUGCACGUCGAGAACGGCAACUUCCACGCCUCGUCGACGCAGUGGGGCGCCUUCACGAUACACUUGCUGGACGACAACGAGAGCGAGAGCGAGGAGUUCAGCGUGCGCGACGGGUACAUCCACUACGGGUCAACGGUGAAGCUGGUGUGCGCCGCGACGGGCAUGGCGCUGCCCAGACUCAUCAUCCGGAAGGUGGACAAGCAGACGGCCCUCAUGGAUGCCGACGACCCAGUCUCGCAGCUGCACAAGUGCGCCUUCUACAUGAAGGACACCGAGCGCAUGUACCUGUGCCUCAGUCAGGAGCGCAUCAUUCAGUUCCAGGCCACCCCCUGUCCCAGAGAACCCAACAAGGAGAUGAUCAAUGACGGGGCCUCCUGGACCAUCAUCAGCACAGACAAGGCCGAAUACCAGUUCUAUGAGGGCAUGGGUCCUGUCCGUGCACCUGUCACACCUGUACCUAUUGUCAAUUCUCUGCACCUAAACGGAGGUGGUGACGUCGCCAUGUUGGAACUCACUGGCGAGAGCUUCAGCCCCAAUCUGCGCGUGUGGUUUGGCGACGUCGAAGCAGAGACGAUGUACCGCUGUCAAGAGUCUAUGCUCUGCGUUGUGCCCGACAUCUCUGCUUUCCGAAGGGGGUGGCAGUGGGUCCGUCAGCCUACGCAGGUGCCUGUGUCUUUAGUCCGUAACGACGGCAUAAUCUACGCCACCAACCUCACCUUCACAUACACACCCGAGCCCGGCCCGAGGCAGCACUGUCCCCAGGCGGACGACAUCAUGAGACCUCCCCAGCAUCGCCUGCCACCCGCCUCCCUGCACGACACGCCCACCUCCGCCCACGCGCACCAUCAUGCCUCGCCACCAGCCAACCCUCUUGUACCUCUACAGUUCGAACCUUCACAACCACUUCAUACAUCCACUCAACAACAGCAUCAGCAACAGCAGCAACAGCAACAGCAGCAGCAACAACAACAGCAACAGCAGCAGCAGCAGCAACAGCAACAACAGCAGCAGCAACAGCAACAGCAGCAUCUUUAAAGGCCUUGACUCUGUCUUCCCUAAGCUUACAAAGGAAAGCCCAUGAAACAGGCAUACUGCGAUAAAGAACUACAGGAGCAGCACGUAUGUCAUGGGUGAUUUUGAAAUUCAGUAAAAUAUAAAAAAAAAAAAGAAAGAAAUACGGUGUUGUGUUGUUUGUUGUGUUGGGCUGUGAAAUGCUCCCGAAACACAUGCUUGUGCCCAGUGAAAGUGAAGUGAAAUAAUGUUAAUGAUGAAACCCAUUGUGCCGUGCUUGCUGACAGAGACAGUUUUAACACAGUGCACGGUCGGACACUUGAGGGUUAACUCGAUUCCUUACUCUUUACUUGGGCGGACGCUGUAACAAGUGCUGUCAUGAGCAUAUUGGAAAAAUAAAGUUUACUCAUCGUGAUGUGUGUACAACAUAGUUUUGGAUUUGCGAAGUUUUGUAUAAUCACGUCUGUACAUGACAUUCCAUUUUUAAAAAAUGACCACACUCAAUGUACAAAGUUAAUUAGUGACUAGUGUAGGAAAUUUGCAAAGAAUAUUUGUUUACUGAAUGGGAAAUGUAACUCCAUGAAAACUCAAAUUCAAAGGUUUUGGCUGCAACUGAUACUUCUCUAGAGGUUCCUUCUACUGUUUGUGAUAUUUUUGUACUCGUAUGAUUGAAAGUAUUUUUAGAUCUCAACUUUAGGUAUUUGAUCUAUUUCUUGAGUGAAUUUUUGUAUUGUUUUAUUUUUGUAAAUAUCGGAUUAGAUUGUAUUAAUCUUUUUUUUUUCUUUUUUUUUAAUUCUAUAUAUUAAUUUUAAUAGCCACAAAACUCGUAGGGCUAAUCGAAAGCUACACUUAAAAAGUUCAGCAGUGUACUGUUAGGUUAGUGUGGCUGUGUCUGGUCCACCUCUUCGUUAUAACAUACACAGUAACUCUAUUAUCAGACCUAUUGUGAAAUAUGCAUCACAUGGUAUAACUACUGUUAAAUAGGACAGUUUUUUAUGUAUCGAAGACUAUACCUAUGUUAGAAUUGGUAUAGUGCAUAAAGUAUAUGACGAGAGACCAUGCUUUGUACAUUUGUAAACAUCAGGUUUUGUAUUUGGGUAUGUAACUACUAUGUAAAUAAUUGCCGACAGUGUCAAAAGAAGAUUUUUUUCAAAUCCUAAAUUCGGGAGAGGGAAAACCAUUUCACAGUCAUAUAAACAAGGGUCACAGGUUCCGCGAGGUCACAGUUCACGUUAGAAAAUGAGUGUAAUUUUUGGUCACAAGGAGCGGGGAGUGCCACAGGUACUCUGCCCAGAUGUAGCACACAUUAAAGUUUGUGAUAAGUGUACAGCAGUCUCUUUAUGUACAGUAUUUAAUAUUCAUUCAUGCAAUAAAGUUCAGUUUGUAAGAA
Penaeus indicus is the source of this 4343-nucleotide messenger RNA. RefSeq names its product recombining binding protein suppressor of hairless-like (gene Su(H)). The transcript has 17 exons. The record is from RefSeq and is a predicted model, not a curated record. NCBI's taxonomy places the organism in Eukaryota, Metazoa, Arthropoda, Malacostraca, Decapoda, Penaeidae. Gene Ontology annotation, biological process: regulation of transcription by RNA polymerase II. Gene Ontology annotation, cellular component: nucleus. Gene Ontology annotation, molecular function: RNA polymerase II cis-regulatory region sequence-specific DNA binding; DNA-binding transcription activator activity, RNA polymerase II-specific. Bases 941 to 2977 code for a protein of 678 amino acids.